Messenger RNA from Aspergillus versicolor CBS 583.65, 1161 nucleotides. RefSeq lists its product as uncharacterized. Lineage: Eukaryota; Fungi; Ascomycota; Eurotiomycetes; Eurotiales; Aspergillaceae. Bases 335 to 895 code for a protein of 186 amino acids. The transcript is spliced from 2 exons. Gene Ontology annotation, biological process: autophagy of mitochondrion. Gene Ontology annotation, cellular component: mitochondrion. The record is from RefSeq and is a predicted model, not a curated record.
CACUACUAGAUAUUCCAUUUAAUUAUCCAAAUCGACCAGUUAGCUAUUUCUCCGAUGCACGGUUGGGCGCACAAUUGAUUGCCAAAUCCACUGCUCUGAUUCGCGGUGCUGUCAGUGCCUUAGGCCAACAGCGACGUCACCAACAAUUUUCCGCCGCAUCAGACAAACUUGCAGCCGCGGCUUGUCCAUCUCUCUGUAUCCAUCCACUCCAGCCCACGACAGGCGACUUUCAUCACGGUUUGUAGGGAAAAACCCGCAAUCCACGGAACAGAGCCAUCCGCAACCCUUACAUCUUGUCGCGCUCGGUCGCAGUGCUGCCGCGUUGUUUUCCGCCAUGGCGUGCCCGAUCACCGUCACCAAGUUCGUAGGGACUGUCUCUCUCGGCCUCUUAACGGGUCUAUCAUACUCCGCCUCGACCAUCACCGUACCUUCUCUCAGCCUCCUCUCCACUUCCGCAAACGCCUCCAAGAGUCUCAAUGAAGUGAAGCGCCUAAACCGUAAACACGGUCUUCGCCUCGCCAACAUCUCCAACAUAUGCCUCCUCUUCGCAUACGGCAUCUCACCGCGGCACCGGAAACACCCAUACCUGGUCUGGAUGGUGGUCAUGUCGACCAUCGGCGCCUACGGCGUCGACUUCUGGUUCCACCGCGAGAACGGCAUCAAGGCCUGGCUCUGCAGCGUUGUACAAGAUACUGGAUACGCAUCUCUGUGCUCGGGGAAGGCGCAAAAGAAGGAAGACGACAUUGUGGUCGUUGAGUCGGAGGAGAAUGUCAACGGCGAGAUUGUGCGGAAGGAAAUGGAAACCGAACGCCGCUUGCAGUGCGUGAGGGCGCUCUUCUCCGGCCUGGCUCUUUCAAUGGGCAUUGUUGGUCUCUGGGGUGACCGCCGUCCGUAAUCUGGGGGACCCCAACUACGGUUAUACUUAACUCAAACGUGAAAGCUCCGCGUAUGCCUUGAUGAGGUUGGAGUAGAUUCAGGACGAUUCCCACUCUUUGUCGCUUUUGACUGUUCCGGGAUAAUUUGUCACUCUUCUCAGCAUAUUACGCUUAUGAACAUGUUCUAUCUGUACUUUAAUUUAGGAAAUAUAUCUAUACGGCGUUCGAAUGGUCAAACCUCAACUUCUAAUAAUUAGCCUCGGUCCAACUUCACUUAGUAACUAAU